Messenger RNA from Durio zibethinus, 1579 nucleotides. RefSeq lists its product as uncharacterized. The record is from RefSeq and is a predicted model, not a curated record. Gene Ontology annotation, molecular function: lipid binding. Lineage: Eukaryota; Viridiplantae; Streptophyta; Magnoliopsida; Malvales; Malvaceae.
AUGGGUUUGAUUUCAGUUUUUUUGGAGAUUUUAAGGAAACCCACAAUUGGGGAUGUUUUGUGCGAGCUGAUAAUGUUUAUAGCUCCUUUAUGGGUUGCUGUAAUUGUUGGGGUUUUGGUUGGAUGGGUUUGGAAGCCAAAGUGGGCAAAUUUAGGCAGAGAAAUGUUGAUGGAUUGUUCUGGUUCUGAGAAUUCAACUCCUGCAUCUUCAGAGUGUUCUUCUACAGGUUUUGGUUCCAUUCCAAGCUUGAAUUUGAUCAAGUUUCAGUUAUCUAGUUGCAUCUCUUGGAUUUCAGACGAUGGAGCUCCAAAGGAUUCUUUUUCUUUGCCACCCACCCUUCAUUCCAAUUGCAGUUCGUCACUGAUUGAGAAGGAAAAAACGGGUAUUGUGACAAAUGAGGAUUUAGAGUAUUUGUUUAAAUUAGUUGAAGAAAAAGAUGGAGGUCCUGCUUGGAUUCACAUGAUGGAUCGGGAUACGCCAACUAUGGGCUAUCAGGCUUGGCGAAGAGAUCUUGAUAUUGGUCCUACACAAUAUCGUAGCCGGACUGUUUUUGAUGAUGCCACUCCUGAGAUGGUGAGGGAUUUCUUUUGGGCUGAUGAGUUUCGACCAAAUUGGGAUGCUAUGCUUCUUAGUGCUGCAACUAUGGAGGAGUGCCCCACUACAGGAACCAUGGUGGUCCACUGGGUUCGCAAGUUUCCCUUCUUCUGUAGCGACAGAGAAUACAUAAUAGGUCGUCGGAUUUGGGAGUCUGGGCAGUCGUAUUACUGUGUUACUAAGGGAGUACCAUAUGCCUCUGUGCCAAGAAAAAACAAACCUAGGCGUGUUGAUUUGUUCUAUUCAAGUUGGUGCAUCCGUGCAGUUGAAUCAAGGAAAGGGGAUGGCCAGAUGACUGCAUGCGAAGUGUUACUUUUUCAUCAUGAAGAUAUGGGUAUACCAUGGAAAAUUGCAAAGCUUGGAGUUAGGCAAGGUAUGUGGGGAACCGUCAAGAGAAUUGACCCUGGCUUACGUGCAUAUCAGAAGGAGAGAGCAUCUGGAGUGCCCCCUCCCCAUUGUGCUGUCAUGGCUCAUAUAAACACUAAAGUAAAUGCAGAGUACCUGAGAUCCUUGGAAAGCAACAGUAAUGAUUCAUCAGAGCUUCAAACACAUAAUUCAUCUGAGAAACCGGUGGGGAAGAACAUUCCCAAACUUCUAGUUAUUGGUGGGGCUAUUGCCCUUGCUUGGAGCCUUGAUCGAGGGCUCUUGACCAAAGCUGUUAUAUUUGGAGUAGCCCGAAGGUUUGCCAAAACUGGAAGGAGGUUGUAAUUCAGAAUAUUUUUGUCAUCAUUCCCUGGAAGCCAGCGAAGCUGAUUGCUGCUGCAAUGGAGAGAGAUGCUUCCCACGGAUGAAUCUUGUCGCUUGCCUGCUUUUAAAGGAUUAAAGUUCGAAGAUUUGUAUUAGUUUUGCUAAUGUUUGGGCCAUGUAGCAACUUUGGAUCCGGUGAAAUAGAAAAGACCAGAUAGUUGAAUUUUUCAAAUGGCCAUGUCAAAAACGGAUCUCAUGCUGCAAAAAUAACAGAAGUCGAGUUCCCUUUCUUCUUCAA